AUUUUAAAUUGUUUUAUAGGUCUUUAAAAUGUCUGGUGGUAAGUGCUUGAAACUGAAGGGAAAUGAACUGGAGAAAGUAGAUUUUGUCAAACCACAGCUGACCAAAAGCUCCGAAGUCCUCAUUGAGGUUCUUCGCGCUGGAGUGUGCGGAACCGAUCUUCAUAUUCUUGAGGGAAGUUUCGGCGCUAACCAGGGUGUUAUAAUGGGCCACGAAUGUGUCGGGAAGGUUGCUGAAGUUGGCUCGGAAGUGACAGAGUGCAAAGUGGGAGAUGUUGUGGUUGUCAAUCCUCACGGUGCGUGUGGAGAUUGCUAUUAUUGCCACCGAGAUUGUCCUCAUUUCUGCAUGAAGCAGGCACUGGAUGCAUCUCUUGGAAUGCGAAGAGAUGGAGCGUUUGCGCCGUAUACUAUUGCGCCAGGAAAGAGUUGCUAUGUGCUGCCUCCUAAAGUAACAUUGGAAGAUGCGAUCCUGGUUGAGCCCUAUUCUUGCAUCAUGCACGCGAUUGAUCAAGGUUCCCCGAUCAAGGAAGACCAGGAUAUCCUAGUCAUGGGAGCAGGCAUCAUUGGACUGCUUGCUACUAUUCUACUGGCCUCGAAGAAGAUCAGAAACAUAACUGUGAUGGAGUUGAGUGAUCAUAGAAGGGAGACGGUUCAGAAAAUGAAGUUGCCUGGAGUCAGAGCUGUGCAUCCCGCUGAUAUCGGCAAGGAGAAAGAAGCUGCCGGCACGGAUCCGACUUACGGCUACGACCGUGCGUUUGACUUCACCGGCGCCCCUCCUGCAAUCCAAGCUGGCUUCGAAAACCUGAGAAAGAAGGGCAAACUUGUCCUUUUUGGAGUUGUGAAGAAAGAAGCUGAGUGCAAAUUGCACCUGCAUGAUAUUCUCAUGAAGGAAGUUGAAAUCACGGGAGCGCUGACUAACCCUGGAUCCCUCAAUCCGGCCCUGGAAGCAAUUGCGGAUCUCUCUCAGAAGAAGCUUCUGGAUCUGGACUUCCUGGAUAUAAAGACGUUCCCUCUGAGCGAAUACCAGGAUGCGUUUGACAAGCUGAAGAAAGGAACCAUUGCUAAAGCGAUGUUUGACCUGACCAAGUAAGCUGAAAAUGCUGAAUUGAAUAAAGCUGCUGAGGCUGCUUCGAAAUUGUAGAUCAAACUAGCAACUUCCAUAAAACAAAAUUUAUCUUGUGUUCGAAAGAAAGUUUUUCAAAAUUGUCAGUGCCCUAAUUUAGGGGUUUUUCCAUCUGAAUGACUUGAAUUUUUAUAUCUAUUCGGAAUAAAAAUUAAAGGAAUUUGCAAGGUUGAUCUCGAUUUUUUCGACAAAAUAGUUGUAUAGCAAAUUAAUGUUGCAUAUAGGACUUCAGAUUCUACACUUAAGCACUUAUUGACCGUCAUUUUAAUCUUUGUUUAUCGGCAAUUUUUAGUAACCAAUUCAAGUGAUAACUAAGCCUAAUUAUCUGUAAAGGAAGUGUUGAUAGCUGUUUUUAUUUUGAUUCAAAAGUUUCAAACGGCUGAGAUUUUAGAAACAUCAAACAAAAAGAACACAUUUCUAAUGAACAAGUUCUCUCUCGAUAAGGAAGGUUCCUCCUUACUGCUGUUAAAAAUCAAGACUCUUCAUUUUCAAAAAAUGGAAAAAAAAAUUUAGUUUGUAGUUGUGUAACUAGUGCUUAUGAAUAUUGUCUAAAUUUUUGUAGUAUCCUUAUUUUGAUAACACCAAUUGAGCUAACCAGUAUUGCAAUAAAUUGAAGUUCUGCGCAAUGCUGCCAAGUGCUGUAAUAAAAGAAAAAUUGCCGUAAUACCUAGUUUUAACAAACUUAUAUACGAACUUUAACUGUUUGUUUUUUAAGCUGUGUUGAUUCAUUUUUUAGCUUGUCUAGUACAGAAAAAAUGUUUCUACUAAUUGUUUUCAUGAACUGAAAAUUGUUUUCAAUGACUGUUAUUUUUUCAAAAAAGAAUCAAGACCUAACUGAAAGUAAUAUGUCACAGUUGCAAACUGCACUUAAUAUGCAUGAAUAGUAUUUCGAUUGCUAUUGUUAUACCAAUGCAAUUUAUUGACAAUUAUGUAACACAAAGUAAAUUGAAUUCUUCACUUAACA
Molecule: messenger RNA, 2084 nt
Organism: Symsagittifera roscoffensis
Lineage: Eukaryota; Metazoa; Xenacoelomorpha; Acoela; Convolutidae
Product: D-arabitol-phosphate dehydrogenase-like
Exons: 3
Coding region: 29-1087 (352 amino acids)
Molecular function (GO): oxidoreductase activity; zinc ion binding
Source: RefSeq, a predicted model, not a curated record